Messenger RNA from Pteronotus mesoamericanus, 3332 nucleotides. It is a transcript of the gene CORIN, whose product is annotated as corin, serine peptidase. Gene Ontology annotation, biological process: regulation of blood pressure; peptide hormone processing. Gene Ontology annotation, molecular function: protein binding; serine-type endopeptidase activity. Gene Ontology annotation, cellular component: membrane. The transcript is spliced from 22 exons. Bases 7 to 3282 code for a protein of 1091 amino acids. Lineage: Eukaryota; Metazoa; Chordata; Mammalia; Chiroptera; Mormoopidae. The record is from RefSeq and is a predicted model, not a curated record.
GACAAAAUGUGGGGCCCCGGUCCCUUGAAGUUCGACCAGUCUCUUGCUCUGAGUGAGGAGCAAGGCACCCGUAGUUCCCCUCCAGGGGCACGCAGAGGAGAGAAAAGCGACCAAGAUAAGAGUGGACAGAGGAAAAAGCGAGACAUGUUCUCCAUGAAACAGUCCCCUGCCCUCGCUCCCGACGAGCGCUACCGCGGAGCCGGGGCCCGGAAGCGGGUCUUGGGAGCUGAUGAAGAUAAUAGGGGUGAUGGCUGCUCUCAGCAGCUGGCGACGGCUCAUAUUCUCCGUUUCCUGUUGCUGGUUCUGAUCCCCUGUAUUUGUGCUCUCAUUGUCCUGCUGGUCAUCCUGCUUUCCUUUGUUGGAACAUUACAAAAAGCCUAUUUUAAACCAAAUGGGAGUGAACCUAUGGCCACUGAUGGUGAAGUUCAAGUCCCUGAUGUUAUCUUUGCAAAUACAAUUUACCACGAGAGCACUGUGACAUCUACUACACACACCGACCAACACAUUCCAGCUUGGACCACAGAUGCUUCUCUCCCAGGGGACCAAGGUCACAGGAACAAAAGUGCCUGCAUGAACAUCACCCACAGCCAAUGUCAGAUGCUGCCCUACCAUACCACGCCAACAACUCUCUUCUCAAUUGUCAAAAACAUGGAAAUGGAGACGUUCCUCAAAUUCUUCAUGUACCUCCAUCGCCUCAGUUGCUAUCAACAUAUCAUGCUUUUUGGCUGUAGCCUUGCCUUCCCUGAAUGCAUUGGUGACGGUGAUGACAGUCACGGACUCCUGCCCUGCUGGUCCUUCUGUGAGGCUGCGAAGGAGGGCUGUGAAUCGGUCCUGGGGAUGGUGAACGCCUCCUGGCCCAAUUUCCUCCAAUGCUCGCAGUUUAGAAACCAAACUGAAAGCAGCAACGUCAGCAGGAGUUGCUUCUCACCAGAGCAGGAAAAAGGAAAGCAAUUGCUCUGUGGCGGGGGUGACAGCUUUCUGUGUGGCAGUGGCAUCUGCGUCCCCAGGAAACUGCAGUGUAACGGCUACAACGACUGCGACGACUGGAGUGAUGAAGCUCAUUGCAAUUGCAGCGAGAAUCUGUUUCACUGCCACACGGGCAAGUGUCUUAAUUAUAGCCUUGUGUGUGAUGGAUAUGAUGACUGUGGGGACCUGAGUGAUGAACAAAACUGUGAUUGCAGUCCCACCAAGGAGCAUCGCUGUGGAGAUGGGCGCUGCAUCGCGAUAGAGUGGGUGUGUGACGGUGACCAUGACUGCUUGGAUAAGUCGGACGAGGUCAAUUGCUCCUGUCACAGCCAGGGGCUGGUGGAGUGCAGAAGCGGCCAGUGCAUCCCCAGCACUUUCCGCUGCGACGGAGACGAGGACUGCAAGGACGGCAGCGACGAGGAGAACUGCAGUUACAGUCAGACUCCAUGUCAAGAAGGCGACCAAACAUGCCUCUACAAUUCCUGCCUUGAUUCAUGUGGUGGUAGCUCUCUUUGUGACCCCAGCAACAGGCUGAAUAACUGUAGUCAAUGUGAACCAAUUACAUUGGAACUCUGCAUGAAUUUGCCCUACAACCACACACAUUAUCCAAAUUACCUUGGCCACAGGACUCAGAAGGAAGCAUCCAUCAGCUGGGAGUCCUCUCUUUUCCCUGCACUUGUUCAAACCAACUGUUACAAAUAUCUCAUGUUUUUUGCCUGCACCAUUUUGGUACCGAAGUGUGAUGUGAAUACAAACCAACGAAUCCCCCCUUGCAGAGCACUGUGUGAACACUCCAAAGAACGCUGUGAGUCUGUUCUUGGGAUUGUGGGUCUACAGUGGCCUGAAGACACAGAUUGCAAUCAGUUUCCAGUAGAAAAUUCAGACAAUCAAACCUGCCUAAUGCCUGACGACGAUGUGGAAGAAUGCUCACCCAGUCACUUCAAGUGUGGCUCAGGACGGUGUGUUCUGGCUUCCAGAAGAUGUGAUGGUGAGCCCGACUGUGACGAUGACAGUGAUGAAGCAAACUGUGGCUGUAAAGAGAGAGACCUUUGGGAGUGUCCAUCCAAUAAACAGUGUUUGAAGAGCACAGCCAUCUGUGAUGGGUUCCCCGACUGCCCUGAUAAUAUGGACGAAAACAACUGCUCAUUUUGCCAAGAGGAUGAACUGAAAUGUGCAAACCACGAGUGUGUGUCACGUGACCAGUGGUGCGACGGGAGAGCCGAGUGCCUCGACGGUUCAGAUGAGUGGGACUGUGUGACCCUCUCUAAAAAUGUGAACUCCUCUUCAUUCCUGACUGUUCACAGAUCUGCCACAGAGCACCACGUGUGUGCGGACGGCUGGCAGGAGACCUUGAGUCAGCUGGCCUGCAGGCAGAUGGGUUUAGGAGAACCAUCUGUGACUGAAUUAAUACAGGAACAGGGGCAAGAUCAGGAGUGGCUGACGUUACCCUCGAACUGGGAGAUCCUCAAUGGGACCACGUUGCAUGAACUGCUGGUAAAAGGGCAGUCCUGUCACAGCAGAAGUAAGAUUUCCCUUCUGUGCACUAAACAAGACUGUGGGCGCCGCCCUGCUGCCCGAAUGAACAAGAGGAUCCUCGGGGGUCGGACGAGUCGCCCCGGAAGGUGGCCCUGGCAGUGUUCCCUGCAGAGUGAGCCCAGUGGGCACAUCUGUGGCUGUGUGCUCAUUGCCAAGAAGUGGGUUCUGACAGUCGCCCACUGCUUCGAGGGGAGAGAGAACGCCGCGGUUUGGAAGGUGGUGUUUGGCAUCAACAAUCUAGACCACCCCUCGACAUUCAUGCAGACGCGCCUCGUGAGGACCAUCAUCCUGCACCCGCGCUACAGUCGGGCAGUGGUGGACUAUGACAUCAGCGUAGUGGAGCUAAGUGAAGACAUCAAUGAGACCAGCUACGUGCGGCCGGUCUGCCUACCCAGCACGGAGCAGUCGUUAGAACCUGACACGUACUGCUACAUCACAGGCUGGGGGCACAUGGGCAACAAAAUGCCUUUCAAGCUGCAGGAGGGAGAAGUCCGUGUCAUUUCCCUGGAGCAGUGCCAGUCCUACUUUGACAUGAAGACCAUCACCACGCGGAUGAUCUGUGCUGGCUACGAGUCUGGCACAGUCGACUCGUGCAUGGGUGACAGCGGAGGACCUCUUGUUUGUGAACAGCCUGGAGGACAGUGGACAUUAUUUGGUUUAACUUCAUGGGGCUCCGUCUGCUUUUCCAAAGUCCUGGGGCCAGGAGUUUAUAGCAAUGUGUCAUACUUCCUUGAAUGGAUUGAGAGACAAAUAUACACUCACACCUUUCUCCUAAACUAAUUCCAAAGAUGAUCAAAGACUUCGCCAGCGAUACUCAAAGGAAAUGGCCU